Molecule: messenger RNA, 886 nt
Organism: Arabidopsis lyrata subsp. lyrata
Lineage: Eukaryota; Viridiplantae; Streptophyta; Magnoliopsida; Brassicales; Brassicaceae
Exons: 2
Coding region: 77-886 (269 amino acids)
Source: RefSeq, a predicted model, not a curated record
UUUCUUGGCAACUGCUGGAGCUAUCAUUGAUGUCAAGAAGGGGAAGAUCGAUCUGAACCUUGGUAAGGAUCUUAAGAUGACCUUUGACAUUAAAGAUGCAAUGAGGAAGCCUACUAUAGAAGGGCAACUCUUUUGGAUUGAAGAAAUGGAUCAGUUAGCUGAUGAGUUACUGGAAGAACUAGCAGAAGAAGAUCACCUUAAGAGUGCAUUAACCAAGAAUGGUGAAGAUGGGUUUUUACACUUGGAGACUUUGGGUUACCAGAAGCUGUUGGACUCACACAAAGCAAUAGAAGAGUCAGAAUCCUUUGAGGAAUUGAAUGGGUCAGCAACAGGGGUAAUGGCAGUGAAUGACGAGGACUCAACUCAGGCUCAACCUGCUCACUCGAGCACCUACUCGACUGAACACUCGCCCACAACAGUUGACAUCCCUGCGGAGCUGGUCAUUCCAACAUCAGACGACUGGUCUGAACUCAAGGCACCAAAAGUUGAACUUAAGCCGCUUCCCAAAGGGCUCAGGUAUGCAUUUCUAGGUAACAACUCUACAUAUCCUGUCAUUGUGAAUGAUGCAUUAACUGAUGAACAAGUGCAUCUUCUGUUAACUGAACUGAAAAAGUAUAGAAGAGCCAUUGGUUAUUCACUUGAUGAUAUAAAGGGCAUUUCACCUAGUUUAUGCACACAUCGCAUUCAUCUUGAAAAUGAAUCUUAUUCAAGCAUUGAACCCCAAAGAAGGUUGAAUCCUAACUUAAAAGAAGUUGUAAAGAAAGAGAUACUUAAACUAUUGGAAGCAGGUGUAAUUUACCCUAUCUCCGAUAGCACUUGGGUAUCUCCAGUUCAUUGUGUUCCAAAGAAAGGAGGUAUGACUGUUGUACAAGAUGAAGACCCAUAA